CAAAACUCUCUACUGAACAACUGUGGUGAAAAACGGAACAAUAAAACUGCAAACCCCUUUCAAAGUAUGCAAUCUCUGUUAUGCUGAAACGUGUUCCUUUAUCAUUAGUGACUCAUAAAUGAAAGAACCACAUAUUUUAUUAAGGCAGGUUUUUCUGUGGUAUUUGUUGCUGGCUGUGUGUUGCAGCCGUACUUGCAUUGUGAGUUACAAUGUUACAAUGUCGAUGUUGUAAAUCGCUUCACAGAAAAUGUGUUCUCGUUUCUUCAAAUGCCUACGAAUGAGACAGAGCCGUGUGCAUGCCGAACAAGAUUCUGACAUGCCAGCCGAUGGCAUCAGCCUAGCACAGCAGCAGCAGCGGCUGCAGCAGGUCGUCGUUUCUGCAUCUAAUACAUCGCUGCAGCGGGAAGUAUCACAGAGCACACUCACACAUGCUGCUGCAGUCAACGGCGAUAAAAGCGCUCUGUCGAAACUCAUAAAUAAUCAUUGUAAUGAAAUCAACACCAAGGAUUCGUUUGGACGGAGUCCGCUGACGUUGGCCGUACUCGCUGACCGGCUAGAAUGUGCUGAGCUUCUUAUCAAGCAUGGCUCUAAGGUCAAUAGCUUCGACAAUGCUGGAAGGACGGCACUCCACUGGGCCGCUUACAAGGGUAACACAAGGCUGUGUAAGGUACUCCUUUCCAAAGGAGCUGACUGGAAGAUCAAGGACAAAGAGGGCCAAACAGCGUUGCACCUAGCAACCCGCCAUGACAACACAAAAUGUCUGAUGCUCCUUAUUAAGCAGUUGGAGCCUGGUGAGCAGGAUGAACAAGAUAAUGCAAAAAGAACUGCUCUACAUUGGAGUUCUUCAUAUGGGAAUGAGGAAGCAGUCAAGCUGCUCAUUAAGCAUAAUUCUAACAUCGGCAUACCAGACACAGAUGGGAAGACACCACUCCACUGGGCUGCCAGUGCUGGUAACUCCCCAGCGGCCGUCAACACCUUGCAACUCAUACUGGAUACAGAACCAAGUGUCAUCACCUGGCAGGAUUACGAGGGACGGACAGCACUGCAUCUUGCUGUCGCCCAGGGCAACGAGACCAUCACCCAGCAACUCAUCAACUUCCAGACGACGUUAGUCAAGUGCAAUGUAUCGGUUCUUGAUAACAUGUUCCGUACCCCUCUUCACUGGGCGGCAGUGUUGGGCCACACCCAUAUUGUGAACCUGCUCCUGGAUGCAGGCGCUAACGUCAGCAGUUCAGACGCCAACGGCGCUACUCCUCUACACUAUGCAGCACAGAACAAUCACGCCGAUACCGUUGUUUCUUUCCUGAGUCGUGAGAGCAUAACGGACGAGCCCGACCUGGAGGGUCGGACAGCCCUGAUGUGGGCGGCGGGCAAAGGGGCUGAUGAUGUCAUCAGCAGCAUGGUUGAAAUUAGCCAACCAGAUAUCAACGCAACGGACAAGACCGGGGCAACAGCUCUGCAUGCCGCUGCCAUGUGUGGUCAUCCAAGCACUAUUAAUGUAUUACUGGAGCUUGGUGCCCUAGUCAACAUCUUGGACCAGUCAAAGCACACACCGUUGUUUAGGGCAGCAGAGAUGGGACAUACAUACGUUGUCAAAGCGCUCAUACAAGGUGGCGCUCUGGUGGAUAUAUUGGACCAAGAAGGCCGGUCACCUAUUCAUUGGUCGGCGUUGGGUGGUCAUACCUGCAUCUGCGCUAUCCUAACUCUUGAGGGCAUCAACCCAAACAUCAACGACUUCACCGGACGGACCCCUCUGCAGUGCGCCAGCUACGGCGGAUUCACAAACUCCAUUCUGUUGCUUCUAGAGAAAAGUGCCGACCCUAACUCACAGGACAGUGAGGGCAUGACUGCUCUACACUAUUGUUGCAGUUCAGGGUACCUCGACGCAGCCAAACUACUCCUGGAGCAUGGAGCAUUCCCAAACCACAUGGAGUAUUCGGAGGAGCGUUUAACCCCCCUGGAUUAUGCACUGCAGAAUGAGCAUCACCACGUUGCGCAGUACAUGCUGGAGCAGGGUGCGUUGUCCAUCACGGGGAUUCGUGACAUAGCGGCCAUCAGAGUCCAGGCUUACUUCCGGGGGUACCGAGUCCGGAAGACGUUUGUGGAGAGGAAGAAGUUGCUGAUGAAACACGAGCAACUACGUAAGGAUGCUGCUAAGAAAAAGGAGGAGAUGACAAAGAAGAAUGAGACAGGGGAAGUUUUCAGAAUUGAUGAAAUCAACGGAGAUGAUGAGAACAAAUCAGAUCUUAAAUCUGGCCUCCUCGAAGCUGAUGAAAAAGAGAAAAACCUAGACACCGAUAGCGGCCAUGAUAGCGACUCCAAACAAUCCGCAAAGUGUUGCUGGGCGACUGAUUCACCCCAGAGAGCUGAUGACAAAACUUUCAUAGAAGAUUAUCCGACUGAUGAAGGAAAUAAUUUGGUUAUAACAGAGGUUGAAUCUGAAAGCCGAGUACACGCCCGAUGGAAGGAAGACAAACUUGAAAGUCAAAACCCAUCAGUCGAAAACCAUUUUGUAAAAUCUCUCGAAGAAGAUCGUAAAGCAAAUGAGGUUUAUGAUUUAAGUGAACAAACUGACGAAUGCAUCAAUAACGUCAACGAAAACUCAAACAACAGUAAUAAUACUGAUUUGGUCGCAACCAUCGCUGACAGGGUUGAUGAGUUGGACGUACACGGAAUUGAUAAGGGGUUUGUGUCAUCCAGUGAGACUGACGGAGCUUCUUCCGGUCAACAACGAUGGACACUAGAGGAGAGGCGGCAGAUUGUCGAGAAGGAACGGAACAGACUUGCGUUCUGGAGGAAGAAGAACGAUUCGGCAGCCGUCAUCCAAAAAUCAUGGAGAAACUUUAAACACACAAAUGAGUCAAACGAUCCCACUGACCAACACCCUACCAGCUUCCAGCGAUCAUCCAAACAUUCUACAGAACCCAGAGCACACCCCAGAGCACACCCCAGAGCACACCCGAGAGCAAGAUCCAUAACAGACCCAGGGGGUUCUCGCUACCAACAGACAGUAACCUUUCCCUUGCAGAACGGACACUCCAAACUUAUUCAGAAGCUGCAACCACAGCUAAAUGCACUGAGACAGACGGCAGUUCUGCAGAACAUCUAUGCUGGGAGGCAGGGUGUUGGUGGAGGAUGGCAUGCUCAAUCGUCGGUCCGCAGAACACGUCCUCAUUACCAACAGUAUGUGCCAUCAGCAGCAGCUUCCUCUUUCAACUUUGCCAUGGAUAGCUACCAACCUGUGGUACGUCGAGCCAAAAUGCCUACCAGUCUUCGGCCCGCCAGUCAAUUAGAUGGAGAACGAAGUUGCAAUGAAAUAAGAAGGUCUUCCAAGAGUGCCAAGCACUAUUCAUACCACCAUCAUUAAAUCAUGUAAAUAAUAUACCGCCUCAGAAGGUAGGGAUGCUGACGGUAGGAGAAAGUAGUUUCUUUGACAAGUAUUCAUAAAAAAAAACCAAUAAUGCAAAAGCUUCUUCCAGCAUGAGAAUGUAGUUUUGAUGACAGUACAAAGUCUUCCAGAAUUUUCAUUGUGGUUUUACCCAUAUACACUGAUGUGUGUAAGCACUGUAUACUCAGUACUUACCCCCCGAGUUUAGUGGAAAAAAAAUCGCAGACAUAUUACUCGGGUGGGAUUCUUGAAUUCCAGGAUUCUUCCAGAAUUGCGAACAGUAUUCCAAAACUAUAAAUACUGAACUUGGCAACUCUCUGUGCCAGGGAACCAUUUUGUCUGGUUUCCUAUGGCAUGUACACAACAUGUAUUCUUAAGCACAGAGCCAGUGUAUUUUCUUCCUUAAAUUGGUGCCGUCAUUCUUUUUAGGGUAUACAUAGUAAAAUGGUUUCAACUAAACCAUUGUUUUGGGAAUGAAUAGAUAUUUUUUAAAUUUCUUACCACAAACUUCUGUAAAAUCUAUAUUUAUAUAUUUAUAUUUAACAUUUCAUACUGCCCUAUUUUCUAUCUUUAUAUAUUUUUACGCUGUAAAUGCUCUAGUAAAAGAAGUUUUACUGACUUUUAUUUGCCUGUUUUCUAUAAUAUUUAAACUGUACAUUUUUUACUUUAAGCAGUUUUACUUGAGCAACAUGAGUGUCACUGAUUGAGGGAGGGGUAACAUAAUCUGUGAAAAUUACGAGUAAAAUAAUGGAAGAAAAAACACCCUCAGAUGCUUGAAUUCGAGACCUCAGCAGA
Molecule: messenger RNA, 4183 nt
Organism: Asterias rubens (European starfish)
Lineage: Eukaryota; Metazoa; Echinodermata; Asteroidea; Forcipulatida; Asteriidae
Product: inversin-like
Exons: 19
Coding region: 248-3367 (1039 amino acids)
Molecular function (GO): protein binding
Source: RefSeq, a predicted model, not a curated record